Phytophthora sojae is the source of this 3189-nucleotide messenger RNA. RefSeq lists its product as hypothetical. Gene Ontology annotation, molecular function: microtubule motor activity; ATP binding; microtubule binding. Lineage: Eukaryota; Oomycota; Peronosporomycetes; Peronosporales; Peronosporaceae. The transcript is spliced from 8 exons. Bases 1 to 3189 code for a protein of 1062 amino acids. Gene Ontology annotation, biological process: microtubule-based movement; mitotic spindle organization. The record is from RefSeq and is a predicted model, not a curated record.
AUGAAUGCUGGCAUCCUAGCGCGAACUACGGCAUCUACGAAUAUGAAUGCCACAAGUUCGCGGGCGCACACGAUAUUCCAAAUUAUUGUUACGCAAUCGGAAGUAAAUCCAUCUACCGGGAAGAUGAUGGACAAAGUGAGCCGGAUCAAUCUUAUAGAUCUUGCCGGAAGUGAGCGGGCUGCCAGUACUGGAGCGACUGGGUCUCGGUUGAAGGAGGGUGCUGCUAUCAACCAGUCACUGUCUGCGUUAGGGAACUGCAUUUCUGCAUUGGCAGACCUUGCGAAUGGCAAAAAGGUGCUAGUGCCGUAUCGAAACUCGAAACUUACUCACCUUCUCAAGGAUUCUCUGGGUGGUAAUUCGAAGACAAUCAUGAUCGCAGCAUUAAGCCCUGCUAGUGUGAAUUACUCGGAAACGUUGGGAACUCUGCGCUACGCUGACAGGGCAAAGCAAAUUAAAAACAAGGCUAUCGUGAACGAAGACCCGAACCAGAUUCUCAUUCGACAGCUGAAAGAGGAGCUUGAAAUGCUGCGCAAGUCGAUGAUGGAAAACAUGGAUGCUCGACCACCAUCCAGAGGAAUGGCGAGUGGUAGUGGGUCAGACGGCGAUUUGGGUGCAUCGGGAACUCCGCGAAUAAACACGGCACGAGAGCGAGAGCUAGCUGCCAUUCGCGAGCAGCUUGAGGAGAACCAACGCUUGCUCCAAGAAAGCGAGAAAACGUGGAAUGAGAGGCUCAAAGAAACCGAGGAGCUUGCCAGAAAGCGUGAAGAACAGCUAAAGGUUCUUGGACUUGUAAGUGACUCAAACGAGUUGAAGGAAAAGGCGAUGAAGAAUCCACAUCUUCUCAACCUAAACGAAGACCAGCAGAUGUCCGAGAAGUUGGUAUACUUUCUCAAUGCGGGUAUCAACAAGGUUGGCCGCAUCGACGCAGAAGAAGAGCAAAAUAUCGUCGUUGGUGGUCUUGGCAUCAUGAAAGAACACUGUAUGAUCACACGGCGGGAGCAGAAGAAGUUGGUUGAAGAAGGCACGAUAGAAGAAGAGGGUGAUUCCCAACCAGAACACUUGGCACUGUUUGUUACGGCUUGUCGUGGAGCGAAGGUAUUCGUGAAUGCAGAGCCGCUGAAAGAAGGAGAGGAGGUGGAGCUACAUCACUGUGAUCGAUUAAUCUUGGGCAACUCGAACGUCUUCCGGGUUGUUAUUCCCUCGGCUCGGCCAGAAAAUCCUACACCCGAUGAUCUAGCUCAUGAAUCAAGGUUCGAUUGGCAAUGCGCAAUGAAGGAACUAAACAGCAAGCAAAUCAAAGCCACAUUGGAAGCCGAAGCGCUGGCUGAAAGGGAGAAGCGCGAGAUGGAUGCGCGGAUGAAAAAAAUGGAGAAGAUGAUGCAAACAGAGCAGAAGCUCGCUGAAGAGAAGCUGGGGAAACAGAGGGAGGAGUGGGAGCUGUAUGUUCGGGCCUUGAACGAGCAAAUGAAAGUGAAGGAACUCGAGAUCAAGAACCAAAUGCAAACUGAAGGAGAUAACGACAAGAAAAAACUUGCAGAGCAGUUGGCCCAGCAGGAGUCAAAACUUGCUGAAGAGCUAGUAAAGGCGGAAAUUCUGUUUGAAAAGAAGCAACAGGAGCUGGUGGAGCGCCAAAAAGAGCUGGAGGUCUCACUUCAGAAGCAGAUGAGGGAAGCAAAGGUGCUCGGGUCGCAGAAGGAGAGAGAACGCGUCGAGCGAGCAAAAUUUGAUGAUCAACUACUGCAAUCCAUUCCGCUCGUGAACGAAGCAAACUCAAUCGCGGAUGAACUUCAGAAGGAAACGCUGUUUACACUGCGUCUCAUCACUUGCGGCCCAGUUCCCUCAGCUCUUGCAGGAACAGCCCAAACUCUAGAAGACGAAGAGCUCGCGAUCAGUAACGGAAUCAGCGCCGAGUUGAAAGUGGAGGUAAACUUUCAAGAGGCAGGCACAUUCCGCAGCGUAAUGUGGGACAUCGAACAAUUCCACGCCAACGUCUACGUGAUGCGUGAAAUGUACCAAACAUUUAUCGAGCACAACCGUUCACCAGCCUACGUGGAUACCUGGAAAAGUAUCUACGGUGAUGACUGCGACCCGUUCUACGAUCCCCCUCGCCCCCAGUUGAUCGGCAAAAGUUUUGUUUUUCUCCGGAAUAUCGUGUUUGGCUGCAAGAUCAACGAGACGACGCCUAUCUUCAAUCACUUGGGUGGAACCAGUGGAAAUCUCAAGUGUGAGAUCACACCGACUAUUUUGUCUCAUGAAUGGCAAGCGUGCCAGCAUCGGCUAGUGGAGACGUGUCCAGAGGACGUGGGCGCACUUACUCUUCCCACACUUUCGAGCUUCAUCGGAUCAAAUCUGCGGCUAAAUAUCUUCAUCGAAGGGCUCCGCGGUAUCCCAGGCAAGCUGUGUAAAGAUGCUUAUGUAAGCUUUACCUGGUCCGGGGCCAACGGAGAACAAGAGGGACCAACGGAACACAAGUCAACUCCAACGUCUUCGCCAUCCGUGGACCCCCAACUGGAAUUUCACGUCGUGGUCGAGCAACCGAUAACCUCCGAGCUGGUAGCGUUUCUUCAAAACUCGCCUUUGGAAUUUAGCGUCUUCGGGAUUGUACCAAGCAGCAAUCUCAACAAAGUGGCUUCGUAUGCUGUCGAUCUCAAGAACACUUCAUCUUCUGCGGAUCUGCUGGACGGGGAUGGCUCAGUGCAAUUCUACAACGCUGAUGCGAACGGCAGAAACACUCUUCUCAGUAAAAAGAAGUCGAUGCGGCGUCGUAAGGGGAAAGCGAUGGAUGAGGAUAACGUGGACGCAACUAUGCAGCAGUACCGAGAGCAACUCGCAGUGCAGGAGAAAACGCUGGCAGAGAAUACACUGGAGCUGGAACACAAAACGCAAGAAGUGAUCAGUCUCCAGCAGUACCUCGACUUUGAGCGAACUCAAAACGCGGAUCUGCGUCAUGCACUGGAAAGCCUCGAGCGAACCAACAAAUUUCACCGCGAUCGCCCGAAGACCGCAGGAAGAAGGAGGUCUCGAGCUGAAAUGGAUCGCAAUCGCACCCAUGCCCUCAACUUGGACAUCACGCUAGGUAGUCAGCGCAGUGUACGAGCUGAUGACUAUUCCAUGGCGACGGCUACUAUGAGUCGAGUGACGACUUUCCCUGCCAACAAACGUAGGAAGAGUGACUGCACUGUAAUGUAA